AUGAGCUCAGGCUACGACUUCCACCCUUCGGAAACAAACAACGACCUACCUCGUCCAAAACAUAUAAGACGCUUCACUGGGUUCUCUCCUGCUGAAAUAAAGACUAUUGAUUCAGUCAUCCCUUUAAAAUCAAGAGAAACUUGGAAAAAAUUUGCUGUGGAAAAUUUCUCAACAAAGGAAACUUUUGAAAAAGAUUUCGUUAGACAUGUCGAAACUACUUUAGCUAGAUCUUUAUACAAUUGUGAUGAAUUGGCUGCUUAUCAAGCAACUUCAAAUUCAAUCCGUGAUAAUUUAAUCACUGAUUGGAACAAGACCCAACAAAAGCAAACCACAAAGGAUCAAAAAAGAGUUUAUUACCUAUCUUUAGAAUUCUUGAUGGGUCGUGCCCUAGAUAACGCCUUGAUUAAUACAAACACUAGAGAGUUAGUUUCUGAUUCUGUUGAUGAAUUGGGGUUCAAUCUUGAAGAUUUGAUUCAACAAGAACCUGAUGCCGCCCUAGGAAAUGGUGGGUUGGGGAGAUUAGCUGCUUGCUUUGUUGAUUCUUUAUCCACUGGGAACUAUCCAGCUUGGGGGUAUGGGCUAAGAUAUCAAUAUGGGAUUUUCGCUCAAAAAAUCAUUGAUGGGUAUCAAGUGGAAACUCCUGAUUAUUGGUUAAAAUUUUCAAACCCUUGGGAAAUCCCAAGAAAGGAGAUUCAAAUCCCUGUGGAUUUUUAUGGUUAUGUGGAACAUUCCUCUGAUGAUAAUGGUGUCAAGAAAUCAAAUUGGAUUGGUGGAGAACGUGUGUUGGCUGUUGCUUAUGAUUUCCCAACUCCUGGUUACAAGACUAAUAACGUUAAUAAUUUGAGAUUAUGGAGCGCUGAACCAACUACUGAAUUUGAUUUUAGUAAAUUCAAUGCAGGUGAUUAUCAAAACUCGGUCGCUGGUCAACAAAGAGCUGAAUCAAUAACUGCUGUCUUGUAUCCAAAUGAUAAUUUUGAUUCAGGAAAGGAAUUACGUUUAAAACAACAAUAUUUCUGGGUUAGUGCUUCAUUACAUGAUAUUAUUAGAAGAUUUAAAAAGACUAAAAGACCAUGGAGUGAAUUUAGUGAUCAAAUUGCUAUCCAAUUGAAUGAUACUCAUCCAACUUUGGCAAUUGUGGAAUUACAAAGAGUCUUGGUUGAUUUGGAAGGAUUAUCAUGGGAUGAAUCUUGGGAAAUUGUCACUUCCACGUUUGGUUAUACAAACCAUACAGUUAUGACUGAAGCUUUAGAAAAAUGGCCAGUUGAAUUAUUUCAAAAAUUAUUACCAAGACAUUUGGAAAUCAUUUAUGAUAUUAAUUUAUUCUUUUUGCAAUUUGUUGAAAAGAAAUUUCCAAAAGAUCGUGAUUUAUUAUCAAGAGUUUCCAUCAUUGAAGAAUCUUCACCAAGACAAGUUAGAAUGGCGUAUUUAGCCAUUAUCGGUUCUCAUAAAGUUAAUGGUGUUGCAGAAUUACAUUCAGAAUUGAUUAGAACUACAAUUUUUAAAGAUUUUGUCAAGAUUUAUGGUUCUUCAAAAUUUACAAAUGUUACAAAUGGUAUCACUCCAAGAAGAUGGUUAAGACAAGCUAAUCCUAAAUUGGCUGAAUUGAUUGCUUCAAAAUUAGGUGGUGAUCAUUAUCUAAGUAAUUUAAAUGAAUUGAAAAAUUUGGAACAAUUUGCAGAAGAUGAAGAAUUUCAAAAAGCUUGGUUUGAUAUUAAAUUGGAUAAUAAAAAAAGAUUAAGUGCAUUAAUUAAAACACUUACCGGGGUGGAGAUUAAAAACCCAAAUGUUUUGUUUGAUAUCCAAGUUAAAAGAAUCCAUGAAUAUAAACGUCAACAAUUAAAUAUCCUUGGUGUUAUUAGUCGUUAUAUCAAGAUUAAAAAUUCUUCAAAAGAGGAACGUGCCAAAAUCUUGCCAAAAGUUGUUAUCUUUGGUGGGAAAUCCGCACCAGGUUAUUAUGCUGCGAAAUUGAUUAUUAAAUUGAUUAAUUCAGUUGGUGAAGUUAUUAAUAAUGAUGAAGAUGUUGGAGAUUUACUAAAAGCUGUCUUUAUCCCAGAUUAUAACGUUUCAAAAGCUGAACAAAUCAUUCCAGCUUCUGAUUUAUCAGAACAUAUCUCCACAGCAGGGACCGAAGCCUCUGGUACUUCAAACAUGAAAUUCGUCAUGAAUGGUGGAUUAAUUAUUGGUACUGUUGAUGGUGCAAAUGUGGAAAUCACUAGAGAAAUUGGUGAGGAUAACAUUUUCCUUUUCGGUCAUUUAGCUGAAAAUGUUGAAGAUAUUAGAUAUGAGCAUAGAUAUGGUGGUUACAAGAUUCCAGAUUCUUUGGAACAAGUUUUCAAAUUGAUUGAGUCUGGUAAGUUUGGUGAUUAUAAUGAAUAUAGAUCAUUAGUUGAUUCUAUUAAAUAUCAUGGGGAUCAUUAUUUGGUUGGUGAUGAUUUUGAAUCUUAUUUACAAGCUCAUGAAUUGGUUGAUCAAGCUUAUUUGGACCAAAAAGAAUGGUUGAAGAAGUCUAUUUUGAGUGUUGCAAAUUCAGGGUUUUUCAGUUCUGAUAGAGCUAUUGAUGAAUAUGCUGAAUCUAUUUGGAAUAUUGAAUCAAUUCAAGAAUAG
This is a messenger RNA of Hansenula anomala, 2604 nucleotides long. It is a transcript of the gene GPH1, whose product is annotated as glycogen phosphorylase. Gene Ontology annotation, cellular component: cytoplasm. The coding region runs from base 1 to 2604 and encodes 867 amino acids. NCBI's taxonomy places the organism in Eukaryota, Fungi, Ascomycota, Saccharomycetes, Phaffomycetales, Wickerhamomycetaceae. Gene Ontology annotation, biological process: glycogen catabolic process. The record is from RefSeq and is a predicted model, not a curated record. The transcript has a single exon. Gene Ontology annotation, molecular function: glycogen phosphorylase activity; pyridoxal phosphate binding.